AUGUGUCUCACUUCAUACCCAAAGUGUGGCCUCCAACCAUCUUAUGAGUCCUUUCUGGAGAAUGGAUAAAGGAUUAACAAGGCUGGGGAGUGCCCAUGGCAUGUGAGCAUUCAGAUCAAGGGGAAACAUAUCUGUGGAGGCAGCAUAAUCAACACAUCAUGGGUUCUAACUGCAGCCCCUUGCUUUGCAGAAGGGCUGCCAUCAAAUCUCACUGUUGUGCUGGAGGAAAUUGGCUUCAUCCUCCCACUGGAAGAGCAUCAGCUGGACAGAUUGAUCCCAGAAAACUUUGACUGAAUAAGCAUGGCAAAUCAUGCCACUUUGAUCCUGCUCAGGUCUCCAGAGAAAAUCCCUCUCUGCUUGCCCUUCAUAUAUGACAUCAAUACAUGGCAACACUGCUGGAUCACUGGAUGGGGACCCACAGCUGCAGAUCUUCCCUUUGAGUCUCACCUUCCUGAAAGUGCUGGGAGGAUUCAGCUCAGAGAAAUAUGGAUAGUAGCAGUGAAAAGCUGUAGGUCUUCUCUGCAGCAGCAACAUCCUCCCAAAGUCAACAGUGGGAGACCUCUGGUUUGCAGCUGCUGGAACACCAUGAAGUGGUUUCAGAUUGGCAUUGACAGCUGGGGAGAGGGUUGUGUGGAGAAGCUGUACCAUGACAUCUUUAUGUCUCUUUACAGCUACCGUGGUUGAAUUGAGUCCAAAACAGCCACAACAGGGAAACCUUUCUUCACUGAAGGCAGGGAUAACUGUGCCAAUGCUGGGGUGGUUCCUUCCAUCUGGUGUUUCUUGAGUAUUGUCCCCAUUUACUUAUCUUUUAAUAGCAAUUAG
Molecule: messenger RNA, 822 nt
Organism: Dryobates pubescens (Downy woodpecker)
Lineage: Eukaryota; Metazoa; Chordata; Aves; Piciformes; Picidae
Product: serine protease 55
Biological process (GO): proteolysis
Molecular function (GO): serine-type endopeptidase activity
Source: RefSeq, a predicted model, not a curated record